Molecule: messenger RNA, 2852 nt
Organism: Trichobilharzia szidati
Lineage: Eukaryota; Metazoa; Platyhelminthes; Trematoda; Strigeidida; Schistosomatidae
Source: the annotation of a GenBank genome assembly
AAGAGCAUUGGGCAUGCAGCAUGAGGCCAAGAAAAUUUGUGCGCACAUGAUCACAUCUAUAUUCUACCGCAUUUAUUUCAUAUUGUGCCACAAUCUUAUUUAAGUAAAUUAACUAUCUGCGAUAUGCUAUGGCACGGCCAGAGUUUGGUAGAACUCAGGAUAUCCCUUUGAUGAAAAAGGAGGAAUUAAAUAGCACAUCAGAUAAUUACGAUUUUUCCUCUCUGUCAACAACUACACCAUCCUGCGAUAAUCAUAAAGCAACAGAGGGAGAUGAAGUCCCCCAUUCUUUGACUGAUAUGUAUUCAACGUCUGUAAUGUUAAAAGGUAGUAAGUGUGUUAAUUGGACAACUGCACUUGCACCAAGUGCCCAGCGCCUGGAGACUGAUUGUUAUGAAUUAGUUUCACCCAAAAAAGUGAUAGUAAUCCCAAAACGUCGAGGGAGGUCACAGUCAAGUAGUCCAAAUGGGAAGAGCUGCGAUCGUCCUUUGGCUGAUAGUUCAAAUGAUCCUAAUAAAAGAAUUAAACCAGAUUCAUCACCUAUAGUAACAAGUCCAAACAUAUUUUCAGAUGGAGCUUUCGACUUUACAACGUGCGAUCAGUGUUCGGAGCUACGGUCUAAAUCAUUAGAUUCCUGGAUAGACCAUUUAGGUGAAUAUCAUCCUGUACCAAUUCACUGGCCAAGUUCACGAGCUGCAGAUUUGUGUCAAACGGAAAAGAGAUACCCUUACACCACCGUCGUCGGUUCGAACAAGAAACGUAAAGCCACUGCAAUCCCUAGACCAUUGAACAGUUUUAUGAUUUUCGCACAAUACCUACGUAGACUCAUAUUACAUUGGUUUCCUAAUGCACCUAAUGUGCAUAUAAGCCAACGAGUGGGACAGUUAUGGAAACAAUUAGAUACAAAAAUGCGUAACAAAUACAUUGAUGAAGCCUCUCGUUUACAACGGUUGCAUGCUAUAGAAUUUCCUGCUUAUAAAUAUCGACCCAGAAAGCGUACACGAAGUGGGAAUAGUAUUGUCAUUAACAAUAAUAAUAAUAACAAUAAUAAUAAAAAUGAUGAACUGAUUUCCAAAUCGAAUGUAAUAUCCGCCAAGUCAAAGUCUAGGAGACUCAAUAAUGAUGAGAAUUCAAACUGCAAUCUGAAAAAUUCACUUCAUCAAGAUUAUGAUGAAAAUCGUAACUGCCAUCAUGCACAAUCACCAGUUCAAAAACCUGAAAAAGUCACCGUCAAUCCAGUUGUCUGCAAUCGAGACUAUUCUCAGUCAUGUUUACAGCUGAACAAUAGAUUGAAUAUUGAAUUAAAACAACCAGUAGAAGUAGGUUGUAUCAAUAAUCAAUAUGAUACACGAGGAUUCCUGUCCUCUAAUUUGAAAGACAAUUUUAUUUUCAAAGAAAAUAAAGAGGUUGACGAAACAAUGACAUUGUUAGUUUCUGGUGGUGGGAACACUGAACACGGAAGAACUUAUCGGUUACAUAAAAUUAUUCCAUGUCGUUCUGUUGAUAGAAUAAGUGAAUCCUACAUUUCUCCUACUCCAGUGAAUCCUGGAAGUCAAAUUAAAGAAAUAAGGAUUGUAAAUAUGCAGUCUCAAACCGUCCAACAACUCUUAAAUAGACAACCAAUCCUGUGUCAUACUAUUGUAUAUGAACCUCUUAAAGCAACCAUUGUCAGACCUACUGUUGUCCCGAUCAAAACAGACACUGCAAUAUCAAAUAAUUUAUUACUUGAUACAAAUGUAAAUAAUUUAAACUUCCGACCAGUAACAACACAGUCGACCAUCACUACCACUUCCUUAUCUCCAAACUCAUCUUCUACAGUUGAAUUCGACUACAAUAUGCCCCACUCUAAUUCUACAUCAGAAGUUGAUUUUGAAAAUAUUGAUUCUCAGUUUACUGGUUUAGCAAAUGUAAACAAUAAUAAUAAUACUAAUACUGCAAAUUAUUCAGGGGAAAGGCUGACCACAAAACAGCCUGGACUGAGUAGUUAUGGAUCCAUCAAUCAAGAAGUUGUCAUAAGUGAUGGUAAUAUUAGUAGUAAGAAGAUAUUUAUUGUUAAGAGUAAUACUGGUCUAUGUGGAUUCGAUGAAGUCGACGGAAAAUCUUUUACGCCUGAAUCCCAUUGUCAACGAAAUAUUGGUUCAUUUUCAGGCAGUACAAAGUUUAAACGUGAAAACGAUGAUGUUGAUACAACACUUAGUUUCAAUGACAUUGAUACAUACAAGUCAGGCGCUUCUCUUGAUGAUUUAGAAGAGAUAACCUUGUUCCCUUGUGAAGCUGCUAGUGAUGGUUUUCAGGCAACGGAUGUUCCAACUGAUUUCAGUGAGAAUCCUUCCUCCUUUUCAAAGUUAAAUAAUAUAUCCAAUUAUGAACAAGUGCCAUCACCAUUAUAUACAGAUACAACUACAUGUACGAAUACCUUAACACAGAUUAACAGUUUACCGAGUAUUGAAUCCUGGACGUUUGGAACAUCAAAAUCAUUCUGACAUAAGUGGAAGUUUGUCUUUCUUUUACAAAUGUUCCCUUUUGAUUAUUGGGAAAGUGAAAUCUUUUAAAUUAACACUUAUUUUAUACAAUGCUAUUUAAUGACAAAGACAAUUUUUCUAUUUGUAUAAUUUAAUAUUUUUACAAAAAUGUUUUUAAAAUGGAUAUGAAAGUGUGAGGAGAAUGAGGGGAAAGGUAUUUUUCCAGCUCAUUUAUUUUACACUUUGGCGUCACUAUAAACAUAAUGAUUUUCCCUCUAAAGCGAUAUGACAUCCAUUUUGCCUUUCUUACUUUUUUAAUCUGAUAUGAAUUUAUAAUUUUUCUAUAUUUUUCUUGCUAUCUGUCAGCCGGUGGAUAGGUCAUAUAUAAUAUGC